AUGCCGCCGGAGGCGGACGACCACACGGGAGGCGUUGAGUCCGGCGUGGAUGUUGCAACGGAUGCACCCGCACCUGCAGCUGUGGCUGCGCCCGGAGAUGCAGCAAUAUCUACAGACGAAGCAGCUUCGCCAGUGCCACAGCCGACAACGACAGCGACAACAUCAGCGAACCAUCUGCAGCCCUCUGUAACGCCAAUCGACGCGACGGGUGCAGCAGCUCUGAGCACGUAUUUACCGCCUCUGACCCCGAGCGCAUCUGCAGCACCACGAUCGCCCGCAUCGUUGGCGCCGGGCUUCACCCCGCUGCUCUGCGUCGUCGACUUCCACCAUGCCCGUGGUCCGGAGGUUGAGAUGUGGUUUGGCGUACCCCUGUCCGCAGAAGAUCCCGCCGUCCAGUACGACUGGCCCUUGCUGCCGUUCAUGGCCCUCAGCGACGGCGCCCAUGCCUCGACCGAAGACUUCUCCUACUUUACGCUCUUGAAGCCCGCCACCCCUGACACAUCCUCAAGUCCCAGUACUCCUGCCACGUCCCUCUUUGGCAUUUCCUGCACGCGGCAAAUCGAUGCCGCCCAACUGCGCAACCGUUCCGCCGAAGUCACCCGUUCGACUGUCCAGAAGGCUGUUGUGGUCAUUGCCGACAGCCCCCAGUUCUUUGGCAUGCUCAAGGAGCGACUGAGUAUCGUCACAAAGGCCUGGUUCGACCAGCGCGAGUUCACCGAUGUGGACAUUUUGCGCCGGUUCCAGGAGUCGCUGGCGGAGGAGAAGUCUCGUGGUGCCCUGGGUGGCGGUGGUCUCAAGAGCAGUGCAAGUGGUAGUCGGUCGCCGCAGUUGCCAAGCGACGACGAGGACCGGGACCAGUACCUCGGUAUGAGCUUGCGCGAGCUGGUUCACGAGUUCCGUUGGCAGACGCUUGUCUUGUUCAAGUGCUGCCUGCUACAGCCCAAGAUGCUCUUUUUCGGCUCUCGCUGCGAACACCUCUGCAUGAUUCAGUUCUCUCUCGUCUCUCUGAUCCCUGGGCUCCUUCGCAACCUGCAAGACUGUGCCGGCCCCGAACUGAACAGCUACUCUGAGAAGCUUACAAAGCCAACAACCCUCCGGACAAGCGACCGCAGCUCCUUGUUGACCUACAUGGGCCUCCCGCUGCAGAUCUUUGGAAAGGGAAGCUUGUUUGGCCCAUAUACACCCCUCCAGCAGCUUGACGUAUUGGCCGACGUUGGCACAAAGUCCUACGUUGUCGGCAGCACCAACUCGCUACUCCUGCAACAGCGUGACCGCUACUCGGACAUUCUCAUCAACCUCGACGACAAAACUGUCAACAUCACGUCAACCUCCCUCCGCGCUGCUCUGCAGCUCUCUGUGUCCGAUCGCCGCUGGAUUGAUUUCAUCACACAGGAAGUAAACGACACCUGGGACGAAGCCAACCCCGGCCGGCCCAAGACGAUGGGCUAUGUCGGCAGCGAGGAGUUUAUCCGACUCCAGUUUGAAGAAUACCUGCUGUCUCUCAUCUCCUCCGUCAAGUACCACAACUAUACGACCACCCCCAACAGCCAUACAGGACGUGUGCCGGCACCACCCCUGCCACACAUUGAGGGUGAUCCUUCUACCGACUUUGGCGUCGAGUUUGUGGAGUACUGGUCCCACACCGAGAACUACAAGCUCUGGAGCACGAAUACAGACUCCCACAUCUUUGAAUUUGUGGAGCCAAAGCAUCCCUGUGCGGGCGGAUUGUCAAUAGACGACGUGCAGCGCCGCAUUGCCCAGCAGGUGCAGGACCUCCAUCUGGACGAGCGUUUUGCCCAAGGCAGAGAGGUGCUCGGGCGCAACAUUGCAGCUGGUCGCGAGAAGGCGUCCACUCUUUUCAACAAGCUGUACGCGGAUAUGGAGACGCUCCGCGAGUCACAACGGCGACGGGCCGAAGAGGCGCGGCAACAGCAGCAGUCGGAAAAGGCCCAAGCCAACAGCAACGGUGACCACCCUGGCCUCAAAGGCGGCAGUUACCCGAACGGCGAAGCCAAGCACGGAGUUGUCGGCGUGGGCGGAGUCGACCUGUCCAAAGCACAGCAGACCGUCCAGGCUGCCGGCGCACGGGCGACUGCCUACAUGAGCAGCUGGGCAUCCUGGGCUGGCGAAAAGCGCAAAAACACCGGCUGGGGCCGGAUGUCAGGCGCUCCCAGUACCGCGAGCAGCGGCAGUGCAACCAACAACGGCAGCAGCAGCGGCAGUAACGGCAGCGGGAUGACCAGCCCCGCCGUCGGUGGCAGCAGCAGCUGGAGUUUGCUUGGCAGCGCCCGCCGGGGCAACCGCAACACAAUGAGCAGCACAACGUCCGACGCAUCGUCGGAGCGUGGCCUGCGCAUGUCGGUCUCGUCCUUUAUGACCGGCACGAGCGAGACCAACGACAAGGUGCUGCCGGCCACGCCGUCCGUGCAGACGCCAGCUACAUUUACUUCGGCUUCCGGUCGAUCCGUGAGCGGCCACGACUCGCUUCACGAUUUCCCUCCCGAUCUCAUCGUCCGCAACCUUGACGAGGAGCGGCCCAUCCGGCCGCCGCCCAAGGACCUCCCGCCCAAAGAUGUCCCGCCCAAGGACAUUGCGCCGAGAGAGGUGCUGUUCUCCUCACCAGAUGACUCGACAGCCGAUGUGACGACCAAUGGAACCAGCGAGAAUGUGCAGGGCCAGGAUGCCAAAGAGACUAGCCCGCCACCGCCUGAGCCGCCCAAGGAAGCACAGGCCGAGUUUGAGCAAGUAUCUCUGGUUGAGAAGCCCGAGGAUGAGACGACCGAGAAGAAACAGGAGCCGGUAUCGAAGCAUGCGCCGUCACGCUCUGUCGGCUCCAAAGUGAUGCUCUUGCCAUAA
Molecule: messenger RNA, 2856 nt
Organism: Sporothrix brasiliensis 5110
Lineage: Eukaryota; Fungi; Ascomycota; Sordariomycetes; Ophiostomatales; Ophiostomataceae
Product: lalv9 family protein
Exons: 2
Coding region: 1-2856 (951 amino acids)
Cellular component (GO): cytoplasm
Source: RefSeq, a predicted model, not a curated record